Molecule: messenger RNA, 1663 nt
Organism: Pimephales promelas (fathead minnow)
Lineage: Eukaryota; Metazoa; Chordata; Actinopteri; Cypriniformes; Leuciscidae
Gene: ucp1
Product: uncoupling protein 1
Biological process (GO): transmembrane transport
Source: RefSeq, a predicted model, not a curated record
GGCUUGUUUAUCUGGAUGUGGGAUGUUUUGGACUCUGUGCUGGAGGUGGACUUUGUGUUGGCCAGUAAUCGUUCCCAGAGAAACACCUCCCCGAGCGGAGGAGGGAAAAGCCCGUCUUGGAGAAUGAUAUAUAAAGAGGGAGCGAACCCGUCCUCUUCCCUCCACAGCGCCGGUUUUCAUCCUCACAGCCCUGUCACUCCAUCAGACAGGAAAUCACUCGCAGCGGUCAGUAUGGUGGGUCUGAAGCCGUCCGAUGUUCCUCCUCCUCCGGCGGUGAAGGUCCUCAGCGCGGGGAUGGCCGGCUGCAUCGCGGAUCUAGUCACCUUCCCUCUGGACACGGCUAAAGUGCGCCUGCAGAUCCAGGGAGAGAAGGGGGUGACGGGCGCUGCCGAGGGCAUCCGUUACCGAGGUGUGUUCGGGACCAUCAGCACCAUGGUGAGAACCGAGGGCCCGCGCUCGCUCUACAACGGCUUGGUCGCAGGUCUUCAGAGGCAGAUGGCCUUCGCCUCCAUACGAAUCGGCCUCUACGACAGCGUCAAGAACUUCUACACGCGGGGCAAAGACAACCCUAACGUGGGUGUGAGGAUCUUGGCGGGCUGCACCACCGGGGCGAUGGCCGUGUCCGUGGCUCAGCCCACAGAUGUGGUGAAGGUGCGUUUCCAGGCCCAGAUGAACCUGCAGGGUGUGGGCCGACGCUACAACGGGACCAUGCAGGCCUACAAGCAGAUCUUCCAGCUAGAGGGACUCAAAGGCCUGUGGAAAGGAACUCUGCCGAACAUCACGAGGAACGCCCUGGUCAACUGUACAGAGCUGGUGUCUUACGAUCUCAUCAAAGAAGCCAUUCUCAGAUAUAAACUCCUGUCAGACAAUCUUCCGUGUCAUUUUGUGUCUGCGUUCGGCGCCGGUUUCAUCACGACCGUGAUCGCGUCCCCAGUGGACGUGGUGAAGACUCGCUACAUGAACUCUCCUCCCGGUCAAUACAGAAGCUCUAUCAACUGCGCCUGGACGAUGAUGACCAAAGAGGGACCGACCGCCUUUUACAAAGGGUUCGUUCCAUCGUUCCUGAGGUUGGGCUCCUGGAACGUGGUGAUGUUCGUGUCGUUCGAGCAGCUGAAGAGGGCUUUGAUGAUGUCCCGGGACAGAUUCGAAGCCACCACGUAGAGGCUAAACUCACAUCAUUUCAAACACACGGACUCACACGAGCGGCUGUUUUAAACACCUAACGGGACGAUGAAAACCAGAUGCGCAGGCGCAGAAACUUCCACUUUGGAAGCUGAACAGGCAACAGUACGGGAUACAUCAGAAUCAGAUCAUGAUCGUCAGCGUUUCUCCUUCAGGGCAUUUUUCAUGUAUGAUAAUUAUGAAGCCGUUGAACAACGAUUGAUCACCCAUCACACAUAUUGAAAUGAGAGGAUAUUCUGAACCUCACCCCCCUUGAUAUAUUAAUGUACAAAAUGUUUAUGUAAUAUAUUUAUCUUUCCUCAUUUUUUUAAGCCAAUUAGUGCUUUGUUUAAAGCAACCAUUUACUUUAAUGUGUAUUUAACUCUAAAACUUUUCCAACACGUCACCCUGGAAUGACCUAGAAAGUGAGAUUGCCUCAGGAAACCUAUAAAGACACAAAGAUUCGCAUGUAUGCAUCAAUAAAACACCUUAAUACACCUUC